Molecule: messenger RNA, 4242 nt
Organism: Trichomonas vaginalis G3
Lineage: Eukaryota; Parabasalia; Trichomonadida; Trichomonadidae
Product: glycogen debranching enzyme family
Exons: 1
Coding region: 1-4242 (1413 amino acids)
Biological process (GO): glycogen catabolic process
Molecular function (GO): 4-alpha-glucanotransferase activity; amylo-alpha-1,6-glucosidase activity
Source: RefSeq, a predicted model, not a curated record
AUGAAAAAGCUUGAAUUAACUCUAAAUGAAAACGGUGGCACCGGACAAGGUAUCAUUCGUUUUGAUGGCGGAGAGACAGAAUUGCUUGUCCGCAUACCUGUUGGCACUAAUUUUCACAAUGCUGAUGUCAGCAUCAUCACGAAUAUGCCUGAGGAGAGUAAUUUUAAGCCAAUCAAGGAGUUUAGGAUCAUGGAAGACUAUGUGUUCUCUUCAAUCCUCAAAUAUCCAGGUAAAUGGUACUUACAAUUGAAAUUAAAUUCAAAUGAAGGUCCAAAAGUCCAUUAUAUCAUCGAUCCGAUUAUCACCAUUAAUGGCAAAAAGCUAACUCCAAGUGCAUUAAACAUUCAAACGAACUAUGCUCGUUGCAUUGGAAAACUUGAGGACUGGGUGAAGAAUCUUAAGGUUAUAGCAGAUGAAGGCUAUAAUAUUGUUCAUCUCCCACCAUUUGCCAAUUGUCAAAAUAGUUCUCUUUACUCUAUUUCCGACUUUUUAUCAAUAUCCGACGAAAUUACAUCAGCACCACCUGAAAAACGCUGGCAAGUUCUCGGCGAUACCCUUAAGGAUGUCGAGAAGAAGCUAAAUCUCGGUUUCAUGGUCGACGUUGUUUUGAAUCAUUUAAGAGUUCAAAGUACGAUCAUUGAUGCUCAUCCGGAGUGGGCGUAUACAGAAGAGACAGCUCCAUGGUUGUCCACAGCCAUGUUAGUUGACGAUAUCGUUUACAAAGCCUCUCAAUUAAUUGACCAAACAAGAUUAAAUGAUUUUGAAGGCACAAAGAAUUAUCUCUCCGAUGUAUUAUUUAAGAGCGAGCUGAGCAAGCUUUACCUUAUCGACGUUGACCAUUAUAUUUCAACAUUAAGCAAAUAUCGCACUAUAGACCUUUCUAAGACAGAUUUGAUUCUUAGAUUACGUGCAAAGAACUAUACUGAGCAACAGAAGGUUAAUUACAUACUUUCCAAAGGAAUUAAUGGAAAUAAAAUUGAUUAUAACAUUGCUGCAGCUCUUUACUGGGGAACAGGCGAAAAACUCAGUAAAACAUCAUUGGAAGAAUUAGAAAAGGCUCUUAAAUUCAUUAAUGAGUCAUUAAUCGAGAAAUUCAAGAAAUUAUGCGAUACAAUUGCAACAAAUGAUGCCAACUGGCUCAAGAACAACAAACAAGCACGUAGAUUAUUCAGUAUACACAACAUUAAUGGAAAAACCCUUCAUUACGCUUGCAAUGGAUAUAUUCUUCGUCCUCACACCAAAAUUAACCUUGCUGGACCAAACUCCGACGUUUACCUUACAAGAGAGUUGAACUCUUGGCAGUCAACUGUCAAACUACGCUACGGAACUCAGAGAUCUGACAAUCCAGAACUCUGGGACUAUACAACAGAGUACGCCACACGUGUUGCAAAAAUCGCUCAUGCCAUAAGGAUCGAUAAUGCCCAUGCAACUCCUGUCGAAGUCGUUGAACAUAUCAUAAAAUCCAUCAGAAAGGUCAAUCCCAACAUUUACAUCAUGCCAGAACUGUUCAGUACCGGUGAAGAUGAGGAUAUCGAGAUAAUCCAGCGAUUAGGAAUCAACGGAUUCAUGAGAGAAGGUUGUCAUAACCAAUCUGCCGAACAAAUGGGCAGUUUGAUCACAAGAUCAGGUGGUGGAAGAGUCGGAGAUGUUUCGCAAUUAACAGUUAACAACAUUCAUCCAACAGAUAAAAUACCAGCGGUUAUAUUCGAUCUUACGCAUGAUAACAACAUCAAUGAUGUAAAGGAUAGGUUGUUAUUGAUGGCUCCGAUCGCAAUGAGCGCUUCUCCAAUUGCUUCAACGCGUGGAUUUGAUAAUUUAUUAGAUUUCAAUCCAAGUUGCGUCACAGAGCAUCGUUUGUAUCCUACAGAAACACCUGCUCUAUCCAAAGUACGCAAAGAAUUGAACGAACUCCAUACAUCUUUGGCAUCUUCAGCAAAUGACUUGUUCUACCGAACGUUCGGGGACAUUUUGACCAUUUUAAGAGCCGACAAGACAGGAAAAGGCGUCUGGAUGAUUGUCAGGUUCAAUACUCAGCUUGAAACUCCAGAUCAUAUUCCAUUACCGACAACCGAAAUGAAGAAACGCUUUGAAUAUCGCUUAGAAAACAUUGUUCUCAGCAAAGAAAUGAAAAAUGGAAAUUGUAAAUUAAUUGAGAACGAAAAUACGGUUUUCAUUGAAAAUAAUUUGUUGAGAGUCGAUAGAAUGGUCGGUGGAACAGUUGCUUUAUUCGAUGUUGGAAUUUCAAAUGUAACCUCACAAAUAAUUGAGAGAGUUUCCUCAAAAACAUUUUCAACCGAAGUUUCAACAAGAUUACAGUAUUUAUCACUUACAGACCUUAAUUACUUACUUUACAGGAGUGAGUCUGAGGAGUAUGAUACUGUUGGCGCUGGCGCCUACCACUUCGACGACUACGGAACCACGUUUUACUGUGGAAUUGACGGAGUUGUCAGAGCUAUUGAGAGAUGCUCAACAACGAUCAAAGGAAUGGAUCAUCCUUUGUUCAAGAAUAUCGUCCAGGGUGACUGGCUCAUGGAAUAUACCACAAAAAGACUGAGAGUUGACAAUUUAAGUAAAUUUUCUUUAUUCUUACAGACGAUUUUCAACAAACUCAAGAAUAUUCCUCGCUACUUGCUGCCUCUCUACCUCUACAUGACACUCAAAACCAUCAAUGGCGUUGCAAAAGAGGUUAUUUACUCUAAAAUGGCAACAUGGAUUGUAGAUGGCGAUGAUUUCAUCAAGAACCUCGCAUGUGCAACUGUUGCCUUCCACGGAGUAUCGAAAUCAGCACCUUUAGUCGAUAAAGAGAUCAAUGAUAAAUAUAAUAUCAUCCAAAACGGCUGGAAUGCAUCUCUCGCUGCCGGGUUACCGCACUUCUCUACAGAUUUCAUGAGAAACUGGGGCAGAGAUACGUUCAUUGCGUUCAGAGGAUUAUUCCUUGUCACAGGAAGGUACGAGGAUGCCAAGAACUACUUAGUUGCAUACGCGUCAGUAUUACGACAUGGUUUAAUUCCGAAUUUACUCGAUAGCUGCAGGAAUCCGAGGUAUAAUGCAAGAGAUGCCUGUUGGUUCUUCUUACAAUCGGUUCAGGACUACUACGACAUGGCCCCUGAUGGUCCAGAAGUCCUCAACUUGUCAGUAAAGAUGAUAUUCCCAAGCGAUCUCCACAGAGUCGACAGAGUUCGCAAAGAAAAGAUGAUAGACGUCAUUAUCGAGAUAUUACAGAGACACGCGAACGGUAUCCACUUCAGAGAAUGGAACGCUGGCUCUCAAAUCGAUUCUGACAUGUCAGAAAACGGUUUUAACGUUGAUGUUGUGACUGACUUUUCUACCGGAUUCGUAAUUGGCGGCAAUGCGCAGAACUGCGGAACAUGGAUGGACAAGAACGGGUCCAGCGAGCUUGCCGGCAAUAAAGGAAUCCCUGGUUCGCCAAGAGAUGGUGCUGAUGUUGAAAUUAUUGGAUUAUUAGCUUCAGUACUUAAGUGGCUGGCCAAACUGUAUACGGAAAAGGUCAUCAAAGUAGAAGGUGUCAACGUUAGCGGUAAAACAAUUACAUGGAAAUACUGGCAUUCUCUUAUUAUCGCAAAUUUCGAACAGUACUUUUACAUUCCAAGCAAUCCAAAGCACGACAGCGUAUACGCAAUCGAUAGCGAUUUAGUCAUUGUACGUGGAAUCUACAAAGAUACUGUUGGAAGCUCGAAUCCAGGCCAUGAUUACAGAUUCCGUCCGAAUUUCUUAAUUGCUAUGACUGUUGCUCCUGAGAUCUUCGAUCAGGUUCACGCAGUCCGUGCAAUUGAGAUGGCGGAGAAACAUCUCUGCGGAAAGAUCGGAAUGAGAACUCUUUACAAAGGCGACAGCUAUUACAGACCACGCUACGAGAAUUCCAACGACACAAACGACUUCUUUACGUCCAAAGGCUACUGUUACCACAACGGACCAGAAUGGGUCUGGUUAACAGGCUAUUUCUUCAGGGCAUCGCUCAGAUUCCGCAGAGGAUUCACAGACAGGAUGAAGAGAAUGCUCGCCGAGAUGAAGGGAUGGCUAAACAGAAGCAUAACAGGCGGAUUACCUGAAUUGACGCAGGCAGAUGGAGAAGUUUGCACAGAAGGAUGUCCAAUGCAGGCGUGGAGUGUUGGCUGCACUCUUGAGAUGCUGUUUGAUUACUCUUUCUUCAAAGAAGAAGAUACUUUCAACUGGGGUGAAUAUAUCGACGAUUCAUCUGAUGUUGAAGAAUCUCAAAACUAA